Messenger RNA from Phragmites australis (common reed), 1111 nucleotides. RefSeq lists its product as uncharacterized. The transcript is spliced from 2 exons. The record is from RefSeq and is a predicted model, not a curated record. Bases 208 to 879 code for a protein of 223 amino acids. Lineage: Eukaryota; Viridiplantae; Streptophyta; Magnoliopsida; Poales; Poaceae.
ACAGAGCAGAGUAGGCACACACGAAAGCCUUUAAAGAUAGCGAGCUGCCGAGCUCGCAGCGGAUCGAACGGAAGAAGAGAUACUACUGCUCACUUGCUCAGCCAGCUCACCCUUCUCCUCCGACACUCCAAGCCGAGCUUGCGCGCGCUCAGGCGCGAUCAUCCAUCCAGAUCCCAAAUUGUAUCCCCUGGGCGUGGCGAGAGAAGGAUGGCGAACUCCACGCGGCCGCUGCUGGCCGCCCUGCUGCUGCCGGCGCUCCUCCUCUCCGCCGCCUCGGCCGCCGACAGCAAGAACAACCCUGCCGAUCAGCUAGUAGCAUUGGUCAACAGCAACCGUACUGCCAGCAAGGCUUCUUCUCUCUCAGAUAAUCAAGGUCUGGGAUGCAUUGCUCUGCAGUACAUCAAAGCAUAUGGAGGUCAAUGCAAACAGGUGAGCGACAAGAAGCCUAUCGAGUCCAGUUUCACCGACACGUUUGCCCCCAACUGUGGCGUCCAAGCCGCAACUCUUUCCAAGAUCACCGGGAGGCUUGUGGUGUGCCAGUCCAACUACGCGUCUCCAGCUGAGGCCUUCAACAUCCUGAUUAAUGACGCAAAGGGCCUUCAGGUAUUGCAUAGCAAGAACCACACGGAGGUCGGAGCAGCUGUCAGUGGCACUGAUGGCGGUGGGCCGUACUUCUGGUGUGUCCUGUUUAGCGAUGGGAAGCCAAGUACCAGUUUCAAGGUGGAUGGCGAAGUGCCUAAGACUGCCCAUCCAGGAUGCUUCAGUGGCAACAAUGACGACUGCAUGGGUGCCAAGAACGGUGCCGUUUCAAUGAAUGUUGGUACAUUGAGGCUGGUGGCAGCCCUUCUUUUUGCUAUAGCUUGUGCUUUUGCUCUGUGAGGUUGAGUAGGGAUGCUCUGUUGCGUCAUUCUUUUGAUUUGUGAAACGAGUAGAAAACCAUCUUGUUGCAGUGACACACCAUUCUUUCACUUAUUUGAGCAGAUUGAACUUUGUAAGGAGACAGAACCGUUGUCAGCAUUUGAGACUACAUGUUACCUGUUCAGAAUGCUCAGUCAAGUAAUCCUGUGUACUCUUAAAAGUUCACUGUGGCUGUAAAAGCAUUUUGAGCCAA